UUCGGACAAGCCGAUGUCAUGGAAUGAAGGCUAUUCGCUACUUCCGUAUUCUCUGCUUGUUCGCUCUCAUCCGAGGGCCUUCAAUGUCGCACGUAGCUGGCAUGGCCAUCGACCUGUCUGUCCAAAUGUCUGCGCCAGGUAGAUGCGGAGCGCCCCUUCGGCCAGAUCCUAUCUGACCGCCUUCUAAACCACAUCGACAAUGAUGAACUUCGCCUCUCUCGCCGCAGUCUGCUUCCUCGCUGCCCUCGCCUGCCUCGUUGUCGCGCAGGACCCGACAGCCCCGGGCUGCGCCUCGUGCGUCUCGGACAUCUGCAACAAGAUGGGGCCCACGUUCUGCUGCACCCUCGAGGACGGUUUCACGUUCCCGGAGUGCUACAAGGAUGGCGCGACCGAUUGCGAGGACGAGGAUGAGAUGAAGGCGGCGCUGGUGAACUUCUGCCCGCCCGAGGCCUGAAGGAAGGUAGUCGACGAAGGAGAGAGUAAGGGGGCAAGGAGACGGCGUGAAGGCCUGGACUGGUGAAGGGGUUCGGGCGUGUAGGGAGUAGCGGGAAUGCGGGUUGGGCGAAGUUGAACGUAUUGUUG
This is a messenger RNA of Schizophyllum commune H4-8, 582 nucleotides long. RefSeq lists its product as uncharacterized. The record is from RefSeq and is a predicted model, not a curated record. The transcript is spliced from 5 exons. The coding region runs from base 203 to 454 and encodes 83 amino acids. NCBI's taxonomy places the organism in Eukaryota, Fungi, Basidiomycota, Agaricomycetes, Agaricales, Schizophyllaceae.